AAGGAUUUGAUAAAAGGCAAUGAAAUACUGUUUGAGGUGUGAGCCAACUUUGUGGAUGUCUGAUUUGACACUGGGGCACCUAUCCUGUUCGAUGAACUAUGUCAAGACUAGCUAGCGCCAGCCAUGUUGACGUCAGGCACGCUAGCAACAAGCUAGGCUAGCAGCUAACUCUGAGCACUGGAAGCUAGUUAUCUAUAGUUUUCUAGAAAUCUAGCUGUCUGACUAACGGUUAAGCUAUCUCUACUAAUAUCAAGCUGAAACGUAUGUCUUUGUCAAACGGUUGUGAAGUAUGAGUUAUUAGUUAACAUGCGAGUUGGGUAGCUAUGUCUUCGGACUCAAAGUUGAGUCUUGAGGCUCAACGUCUAGUUAUUUUAUAUCAAGUUGAGUCAUCAAAUUUGUUACUCGAGUCCACACCUCUGGGAAAUACUAAUAUUAAAGGUUGAUGGCAGUGGGUAACCAACAAAUAGACUGCAGUCUCCUUGUCCAUAGACUGCUUUCAAGAUCCUCCCUCUCUGAAUGACUCAGGCAGCUAUGUAUGUGUUUGGGCCCCAUGGUUGACUGCCAGGUUUGGGCCCCAUGGUUGACUGCCAGGUUUGGGCCCCAUGGUUGGCUGCUAGGUUUGUAUAGUGUUCUACUCCUCCAACCCCAGCCCUAUAUCCCCCAGUCCUAACCCCUUAGCCCUGUGUCAUUAUUUUGCCUCACUAGCCUGAGCUCCACACACUACUAGCCCCAAACCCUUAACCCUUUGCCUCCAGAUCGCUCUCCUUUCUUUCCUAACACCAGCCACCUCCAGACCCAGUACCAGCCCCAAGCCCCUCUCCCAACCCUGUUCUUCCAGUCCCACCCUCUAUCACCCAGACCCCUACCCCUCUCCCCUGGCCCAGCCCCACAUCCAGCCCCAGUACCAUGCUGGGGAGGAACAUGUCCCAGAAGCUGAGCGUGCUGCUGAUCAUCAUGGGGCUGGCGUGGGGGCUCAUGUUGCUGCUCUACACCGGGCAGCAGCCACACCACCAGAGCAGUGGCGAGCUGCAUCAACAGAUCCUGGAGCUGAGCCGGCGCUAUGUCAAGGUGCUCACCGAGGAGAACCAGAAUGCACCGGGAGGACCGCAGGGCACCUCCAUGGCUGGUUACGCUGAUCUGAAGAGGACCAUAGCGGUGUUGUUGGACGACAUCCUGACGCGCCUGGUCAAGCUGGAGGGGAAGAUUGAGCUGGUGGCCAACACUUCAGUCACUAACUCCUCCCAUCCUGCAGUGGGUGCCCUGGGCUCAGCUCCAGUUGCCUUACACAAAGCCAGCAAACAGGACACGCCAGGCAACCACCGCCUGGAAACCGCUCGCAUCCCUCCACACACAGCCAACAGAGCUCGGCCAGGGGUAUAGUAGGUUGGGUAGCGAUUGAGGCCCUGUUCAAGUACUUUACAAGUACAUCCUUUCUUCAUAAGAUGGUCACUGAUCUAAUAAGGUUGGUAGGGUGGUAACUCUCAUUUCACUUGUCUAUUAAUUUACAGAUCAGUGAUUAUCUCAAGGGAGCAAGGAAAGAUAUAUAUAUAUAUAUAUAUAUAUAUAUAUAUAUAUAUAUAUAUAUAUAUAUAUAUAUAUAUAUAUAUAUAUAUAUUCCAGAUCAUUUAAACCUAACCCUGAGAAAGGACUGACUGCCUGUUCAUUUCCAAUAACUACAUGGCUGAUUUCAAUUUUUUUAUGAAGACAUUUUAGCACCUUUUUUAAUACUUUCAGUCAUGGACUCUCUUAGACUUGAAUUUUAGCUUCCCUUUUUUAAUGGUUUCAUCAUGGAUGGGUCUAGAAACUGCGGAUGUCUUUGAGGAUGUCUGUGGGCAACAACAUAGCAUCAACAAUAGUAGAGGAAAUAGACAAAGGUCUAUACUCUGUAGUGUCUUCAAGAAAGCUGAUGAAGGUGAAUGGCACUCCCACCCGGAUAUGACUUACCUCGGACAUACUGCCUGCCAAUUUGCAAUACUGCUUCUAAUCCCAUCUAUAUCAGAAUGCUGAACUCAAAAAUGUUCUCAUGGUAGUUUGGGAAAUGUUUUGUAGUUUGCAGCAGCUCCUGGUGUGUGUGUGUGUGUAAUCAAAUAAAACAUUUAAAUAAUAAUUUAGCCGUUGUACAGUAGACUUUAAAAGGAUAAAAGUGAUGAUCCAAAGAAUGUUAUUUGCACUCUCCUUGAAAGCUUGAGAAAUGUGCUUUUACUUUGACUGAGUGAUGAUUUUAGAGUAUGUGUAUAACAUGUCGAAUGUAACUGUCGAUAAGCGGAUGAUGACCAAGUGAUUGCUAUUGCUCAAUUCCAACUCCAACUUUCCCCUUCGUCACUCCCCAGACUGUUAGUCCUUGUCGAUUUCCCUUUGCAGAUCAGAAUGGUUAGGACCAGGGGGUUUUCUGACCUGACCAGUAAAAACUCCUAUCCCAAUCAAUGUACAACCUGCUUUUGUCUCAAUUUAGCCCUCUGAGGGAGUUGCUUGCCUAUUGCUUACACAUAUCAGUUCCUUUAGUCUGAGAUCACAUUACACAGUGACUGUUUGGGGAAGCCCUAAAAGAUAGUGGGCUAGCCCAAUCUUUGUGUUUUUUUUACUUAUGGGAGUGCCUUUCUAUGGCACACGCGUACCCCUUUAAUACAAACCAUGGGCUGCCUCCAGAUUCUCCACUGUUUCAGAAGCGUGCACUUGGAACACUCCCUGUCAUGGAUUUAAAAGCAUUGGAUUGGUUUAAGCAAAACCCAAGAUCAGCAUUCAGGGGCAACUUCACACAGCACCCUUGUUUGACAAGACAAUGGCAAGUUGGCCAAAGCAGAAACCCACUGGAGAUCCCAAAUUAUAUUUUUAAUAGAUGGGUUUGUAGUUUAACAAAACUGACACGUGCACAAUAGUUUACAAUGUUUAUUAAAUGCAUAAAUAAAGUUUAACAAUGA
This is a messenger RNA of Salmo salar (Atlantic salmon), 2918 nucleotides long. Its product is annotated as coiled-coil domain-containing protein 126. NCBI's taxonomy places the organism in Eukaryota, Metazoa, Chordata, Actinopteri, Salmoniformes, Salmonidae. Gene Ontology annotation, cellular component: membrane. The record is from RefSeq and is a predicted model, not a curated record.